This is a messenger RNA of Racocetra persica, 577 nucleotides long. The record is from the annotation of a GenBank genome assembly. Lineage: Eukaryota; Fungi; Glomeromycota; Glomeromycetes; Diversisporales; Gigasporaceae.
UUUUCUCGUCCUUUUGUCAGCGAGACUACUUUGUCCCAGCCAAUUACUCGUUCCACACUAAUCUCCAACGGGCUGACUGUCGCUACUGAGACUAACCCAUACGCACAAACAGCCACUGUGGGAGUAUGGAUCGACGCUGGUAGUCGGGCUGAAAAUUCAAAAAACAACGGCGCAGCACAUUUCCUUGAGCAUAUGGCUUUCAAGGGGACAAAAAACCGUAGCCAACACCAGCUCGAACUUUUUAUUGAAAAUAUUGGUGCACAUUUAAAUGCUUAUACAUCUCGAGAACAAACUGUAUAUUACGCCAAGACUUUUAAACAUGAUGCUGCAUCCGCAGUUGAAAUUUUGUCCGAUAUUCUGCAAAAUUCCACGUUGGAAGAAAGUGCUAUUGAACGUGAGCGAGAAGUCAUUUUGCGAGAACAAGAAGAAGUAGAUAAGCUUCUUGAUGAAGUGAUAUUACAUUUUAUACAAAAUGUACGGGAUUCUAAAAAUGGAAUUGGUGACUUCAUUGGGACUCGAUUAAAUCGCUUCAAAUCGGCCGUGCCAAUACAUAAUUUAACAGGACAUUCAUUGGGCC